AUGAAAUUUCUGACCUUAGCGAUAAUGAUGGCUCUCUUGAGAAUGACAACAGGACCAAACGGUAAGCCGACAGAUGUUGCGACGUCCGCUGGAUUGAAGGGCGUUUUCGAUGGUUUUUCACAAUUUUUAGGAGAGGAAUCUCUGGAAGGCGGAACUCGAAAACAGACCGUCUCUGAUCAGAGGUAUUGCAUGGGACACCGAUUAGUUUGACG
Molecule: messenger RNA, 212 nt
Organism: Strongylus vulgaris
Lineage: Eukaryota; Metazoa; Nematoda; Chromadorea; Rhabditida; Strongylidae
Source: the annotation of a GenBank genome assembly